This is a messenger RNA of Periophthalmus magnuspinnatus, 2069 nucleotides long. RefSeq names its product glutathione hydrolase 1 proenzyme-like. The coding region runs from base 89 to 1786 and encodes 565 amino acids. Gene Ontology annotation, molecular function: glutathione gamma-glutamate hydrolase. The transcript is spliced from 13 exons. Gene Ontology annotation, cellular component: plasma membrane. Gene Ontology annotation, biological process: regulation of immune system process; regulation of inflammatory response; glutathione catabolic process. Lineage: Eukaryota; Metazoa; Chordata; Actinopteri; Gobiiformes; Gobiidae. The record is from RefSeq and is a predicted model, not a curated record.
AGCUCUAUCAGAUAGUGGCAUUCAGCCGCUCACACCAGCUCCACAUUCGAGAGGCCAAGAGCAAUCAAGAACGCGCUGAAGUGUAACCAUGACUAAGAAGUUGAUCAUUCCGGCUGUCCUGCUGCUGGUAGUCGCAGUGGUUGCUACGUUCUUGGGGGUGUUCUUCGGCGUGGGGAAGUCUACAGGCUACCGCGCAGCCGUGGCAGCAGAUGCUGGCAAGUGCUCAGAGGUUGGCAGGGAUAUUUUAGAGAAAGGAGGCUCUGCAGUAGAUGGAACAAUAGCUGCUUUGCUUUGUGUUGGGCUCAUGAAUGCUCAUAGUAUGGGUAUUGGCGGAGGGCUAUUCUUCACUAUCUAUGAUGCAAAGUCUGAUAAAGUUGAAAUCAUCAAUGCUAGAGAGGUGGCGCCACGUAAUGCGUCAGAGAACAUGUUCGGCAACAGCACAGAUCUAUCACAGAAGGGUGGGUUGUCCAUAGCUGUGCCAGGGGAGAUCAGGGGUUACCAGUUGGCACACCAGCGUCAUGGCCGACUACCCUGGCGGGACCUGUUUGAGCCGAGUAUUAAGAUGGCAGAGCAGGGCUUUCCUUUGGGUAAGGCACUGGCCUCUGCUCUUAAAAGCCACAAAAAAACCAUAGUAGCAGAUCCUGCCCUGUGUGAAGUGUUUUGUGGAGCAGAUGGUGAUGUUCUUCAGGAAAAUGAAACUAUUCGAUUUUUGCAACUGGCUCAAACAUACAGGAAAAUAGCAGAGGAAGGAGCUGAUGUGUUUUAUAAAGGACAGGUGGCAGAGGACCUUGUUGCGGACAUCAAGAGGGCAGGUGGCAUCAUCACAAUGGAGGAUCUGCAGGAUUAUGUGGCAGUCGUCGAGCAGCCUUUAAAGCUGAGCAUGGGGGAGUACACCAUGGCUGUUCCCAGUGCUCCUGCUAGUGGCCCUGUGCUCUCGUUAAUAUUAAACAUCUUGAAUGGAUAUAACUUAACAGCAAUAAGCAUGUCCAGUUUGGAACAUAAAGUACUCACUUAUCAUCGCAUUGUGGAAGCAUUCAAAUUUGCUUAUGCUAAAAGGACAUUAUUGGGAGAUCCCACGUUUUUAAACAUUUCAGAGGUCAUUCAGAACAUGACAUCCACCUGGUAUGCUGGAGAGCUCCGGAACAAAAUUACAGACAACACAACACACGACAUGAAGUACUAUGAGCCAGAGUUUUUCCUGCCUGAAAACUACGGCACCUCACACGUCUCUGUAAUGGCUGAGGACGGGAGCGCUGUGGCCGCCACCAGCACCAUCAACCGCUUCCUGGGGUCAAAGGUCUUGUCUAACUCCACUGGAAUCCUGCUCAAUAAUGAGAUGGACGACUUCAGCUCUCCAUUCAUAACUAAUGGGUUUGGAGUCCCCCCUUCACCGAACAACUUCAUCAGACCAGGCAAAAGGCCAAUGUCUUCAAUGUGUCCAACAAUACUUUUUGACAAAAACAACAAAGUUAAGAUGGUGGUCGGCGGGUCAGGGGGCACCAAAAUUACUACCUCUAUUGCUCAGGUGAUUCUGAAUGCUCUGUUCUUUGGCUUCGAUCUGAAGAAGUCAGUGGUGGAUCCAAGGCUCCACAACCAGCUCAGCCCCAACACUACUGUGGCAGAGAAGGGCUUUGACAUGAAAAUUCUGGAAGGCUUGAAUUUGAAAAAUCACCUGACAGAGUCCCUGAAGUCGUCUGGGGCCGUGGUGCAAGCAGUGGUCCAGUACAAGGACGGUCUACAGGCUCAGUCUGACCCCAGGAAGUGGGCGUAUGCCGCAGGGUACUGAGGCCACAGCACCCUAAUCACACACAGAAAACGGUAGCUGUGCAAACACUGAUUAAAGACUGAUAAAGGAACACUUCUGUCUAUUUACACAGCAAAUGUUCUCUAUAAUUAUCUGAAAACAGAACACCUCAUUCCUCAUUUCACCUGUUAAAUUAAAACGUUUUAUUUCAUGGCAAUGUGACUUUGUAUUUGGUUCAAACUGCACAACACUGGAGCUCACUUGAGAAAAAUAUUGGUAGACCCAAAUCUUGUUAUUGUUUUAAAUUGUACAAAUCUAUUAUUUA